Messenger RNA from Myripristis murdjan (pinecone soldierfish), 3201 nucleotides. RefSeq names its product target of Nesh-SH3-like. The record is from RefSeq and is a predicted model, not a curated record. Gene Ontology annotation, molecular function: protein binding. Gene Ontology annotation, biological process: extracellular matrix organization; positive regulation of cell-substrate adhesion. Lineage: Eukaryota; Metazoa; Chordata; Actinopteri; Holocentriformes; Holocentridae.
GAGAGAGAGGAAGAAUCUGAGUGAAGGUGUCCAGUUUGUCCUCGUCGUCUUCGUCCUCGUCCUCGUCCUCACCUGAAGCUCGUGCUCAUGGCGGGCGUCGCUCUCCUGCUGCUGGCCGGGACCGUCCUGCUCGGCUGCGUCCCCGCUCAGAGGGUCAGAGUGAGGAGGCACAACAUGAAGGUGCGCAUCAACGCCACGGGCGACACCAUCGUCAUGAAGUUUGUGCGGCCGAGCCCGGACGUGAAGCUGGAGGGCUACAUCCUGGGCUACGGCAGCAGCAUGUUCUCCAAGCAGUUCAUCCAGCUGCCCGAGAACGGACAGCCCUACGAGACCGAGAUGGAUGCUGAGCCCAAGUCUGUGGCCGUCCAGCCAAUCCCGACCAACGAUGUGAAGAAACACUGCACAGGGAAGGUGAACCUGGAGAAGCCGCUCCACCUGGUGAUCGGUUCCAUCAGCCCGACGGCAGUGCUCCUGUCCUGGGGAAACUUCCUGAAGACGCCGUACGAAGGAAACAUCAUGAACGAGUGUCUGGAGGACGGGUUCUACACCAUCAGGUACAGGGAGAGGAACAGGAAGUGGAUCUACCAGACCUGCCCGACCAGCGACACUGUUAUUGACAACCUGAAGCCCAACACGCCCUACGAGUUCGGCGUUCGCUCCAACAAGGACGACCGCAGCGGCAUGUGGAGCAAGCCGGUCAUCCACAACACCAACAUGGGCGACAAGACCCUGCAGAAGCCCUACAAGAAACCUCUGGUAAAGCCAAUGAAACCUGUGGGACCUCACGCUCUAUUCCCGCCACGGCCCGCUCUCCACAACAGGACGCAGUCCCGCCUGCCCCCCCUGCUCAAAACCCCCGGGUUCCCCGCGGCACCCAGGACGUCUUUCGCACCACCCGUGAGCCGCCAGGAACUGUCCCCCUGCCCGGCUCCGCUGAGCCACAAUGGCCUCAGCUGUCACUGGACAAAGGAAACAGUUUUAGAAAUGACAGCAAGCAAGCAGGGCAUCGUCUUCCUGCUGUCCCCAUCUCCUGCCCACCAAAGCCCCUACCACCACCACCACCACCACCAGUACCACCACCAUACUACCACCAGUACCACCACCAGUACCACCAGUACCACCACCAGUACCACCAAAGCCUCCCCUCUCCCUAAGUUACCCUCAAACGGUGACUCGCUUCAGGGGCAGACUCAGUCCAGGGUGCCCACUAGUGCCACAGAGAAGCCUCAUAACCCCUCUGCUUUCAGCAAACCACAGGAUGGAUCGUCCCUGCUGAGAUCAGUUUUGGCCAAUGAGAGAGCCAAAAAUAUUAACAACCUGGGUCAAGGCAGCAAAAGAAAUCUCCCUUCGUCGUUGCCGCUGAGGCCCUAUGGCCCCGCCGCUACCACGGUUUUCCAGAUCCAUGAGGCCGACAGCGAGAACCCCCUCUUUCCCUUCUCUAACGGCUUCAGACAGCCCUACUCUUCCUCUAGAGCCAGUAACUCAUCCCUGAGCACCGGGACAUCAGGGGGUAACCGAACACCCCAACCCCCUCCUCCAUUCUCCUCCACAACCUUUUGCCUCUUCUCAAACUUCUCACAUUAUCUUAAUUUUUUUUGGACACUUUCCCGCCGCUCCCCUCCAGUUAAUCCAAAUCAAGCCCGAAUGUCGAGCGCAGAUUUGACAUGUGCGGCGGUGGUUUCACAGCGUGAUCCGUCACGCUCUGACAGACCCCAUCGGCUCUCGGCUUACAAUUUGGUCACGGGUGUCUGUCACAUCUCCACCACCGAGCGAAGCCGCCGACGCUCAGCCUUUGGACUGGGUUCAGUCGGUAACGCUGAGUCUUCUCCCCGCAGUAACCGCCAGCAGCCAGGGGGCGCUGCCCUGCCUAAGCCAGCCCUCUGGGUCAAGCUGAUGUUGAAAUGGUUGCUAGAGAACUCAUGGUUGCAGAGGACAGACAGCAGUUUUAAUCCUGAUGCUUUUCCUGCUGCAGUGAACAACUCAUUGCUGGAGGACAAGAAAGCCGAGUUCCCCGGUGUGUUCGGUCGAUCAGGGCCCACCACUGAGGAGCGGUUUUAUGGAUCCCCAGCUCGCCCCUCCAUCGUCAACAAAAAACCCAACUUGGUGGGGAAGCCAGGGGAAAUGGACAAGCUGAACAACCUGAAGCAGACUGACAAGCUGCCCGUCCUCAAGUCCCACUUCCCGCCAGCGACCGCCAAGCCGGCCAAGCAGGAGCGUAAAACGACCACGUCCGCCGCACCGGAGGAGAACGCUGAACAGUUCGAGCACUGGGAGGAGUCGGACUUGUUCAAAUCGCAGCCGACCUCCGACGUUGACGUGAUGGGCAAGAAGCGCUACGUGGCACCACACGUCGUCUACAAAACCGGGAAGAAGCCAGACGAGCCGUGUUCCAUCACCUCAUCGCUCAACUACUUCCCCGAGGACGAACCCGGCGAGGCCAACGUGACGGCGCCGCCCAAAAACCCGCCCUCCAACCUCACCGUGGUGACAGUGGAGGGAUGCCCCUCCUUCAUCAUCCUGGACUGGGAGAAAACCGACAACGACACCACCGAGUACGAGGUCAUCUCCACCGCCAAGGGGCCAGACGGCGAGCAGGUUUCCAUCCUGACCACCAACCAGACGCACACCGCCGUGGAGAACCUCAAACCCGAGAGCAGCUACGAGUUCAAGGUGAAGCCGAAGAACGAGCUGGGUGAGGGUCCUCCCAGCGAGCCGGUGUCCUUCAGCACAGAGUCAGCGGACCCACGGGUGAGCGAGAAUGUCUCAGGAAAAGAUGCCAUCUGGACGCAGUUCCCCUUCAAGACAGACUCGUACUCCGACUGCAACGGCAAACAGUACGUGAAGAGAACCUGGUACCGCAAGUUUGUCGGCGUCCAGCUGUGCAACUCCCUCAGGUACAAGAUUUACCUGAGCGACUCGCUCAACGGUAAAUUCUACAACAUCGGAGAUCAGACCGGCUUCGGGGAGGAUCACUGUCAGUUCGUCGACUCUUUCCUGGACGGAAAGACAGGACGGCAGCUGAGAGCCGACCAGCUGCCCGCGAGACCAGGUUUCUACAGAGCCAUGCGGCAGGAGCCCGUCUACUUCGGCCAGAUAGGGGCGCACUCCCACAUCAGCUACGUCUCAUGGUACGAAUGUGGAACGCCCAUCCCCGGCAAAUGGUAGGACCCCCGGAGUCGUCCUCGGAGAAGCCCGCACGGA